Molecule: messenger RNA, 2951 nt
Organism: Pocillopora verrucosa
Lineage: Eukaryota; Metazoa; Cnidaria; Anthozoa; Scleractinia; Pocilloporidae
Source: RefSeq, a predicted model, not a curated record
CCGGAUACACCUCGAGACAUUUCUCAACAGUUCACGAUGAUGGGUGACUUUUGGCUGGGAGAAGCAACAAAGUGGAUGUUGCUAUUGACUCUUGCUGGCAAUUUAUGGAAUCCUCCGUUUGUCAGCAGCGAAACGUGCAAUUCUAAAAUCAGAAUAAGACCCGUUGUCGACAUCUCUUCAAGUCCAGAAAAUGUCAGUUUAGCCGUUGGUGCCUCCAUAACUCUGACUUGUAAAGCAGAGCCGAGAGCUAUAGAUACAGGUUAUUUGGAUAGAUGGGUCAAGUAUAUUCAGUGGUACAACCCAAAUGGCACAGAAGUUGGAGCAAAAUGCCAGCAGCCUUCAAACAUAUUUGCAUAUAAACGAAAAUUCAGCUGUCCAUUGGUGUUUAAAAAUCUGACAGAAGACGAAUUUGGCCACUAUAUUUGCCAAGCGGGCAAUCGUUAUAAUAAACACUGCACAAGGCAAUCAUUUGCAAUAGGUUCUGCACCGGUUUUUUUGGAGGUUCCAAGGAAUCAAAGUGUUUACAUAGAUUCCAAUGUCACUUUCGAUUGCAAUGCUACUGGUCUUCCAAAGCCAAGCAUCUCCUGGAUCAAGAACGAUGAUUUUCAUACCUUGCAAUCCAACUCAAGUACAAAGGAUAAGAAAAGCAUCCACAGUGAGCUCUCCAUAACGAAAGUGAAGAAGGAAGAUUUUGGCGGAUAUAAAUGCGUGGCAAUUAACAGCGUUGGAAAAAAGGUAUCAUUAUCGGCCUUCUUAAGCCUGAAAGAAAAGCGGGAAGACCCAAAAACCCAAAGUAAUUCAGUUGAUUCCAACGGAAUUUUCAGCCUCACUGCCACUUGUCAUUCCAAGCCAAACAAGAGCAAUGAUUCAAAUGUUUCAAAAACUAAUUCAAUGGUAAAGUUCAUUGCAACUUCAGAUGCCUCAAAAUGCCAUAGCAUACUAAGCAUAAAGCUUAUCAACGAGAGGACGAACGAAGAUGGAGGUACAUAUCAAUGCCGAACAUCUGGAAAGGGAAAGUCAAAAUUGGCCUCUUUACACGCAAAGGAAGAAAUUACAGAAACAAGACUACAAGAAAGCUCAACUACUCAGAUUGCGAUAACAAUCGCUGCAUCUUGUGUGGUGGCAACCUUGCUUAUCAAUAGUAUUUUGGGGCUUUUGUGGUACAAGCGAUUUAAAGGUGGCAAAAAGUCGGAGGGACAGCGAAACGUCGUUAGGGUCCAUAUGAACAAUGGCAGAUACCCAACAGUCGUAAUUGCGCAGGAUACUGAAGAGCCCUUGUUGCUCUGAGCAAAGAACGCGGAAAGGGUCGACGAAAAGCUCCGGCUGUGUGCAGUGGGGAAUCGUUUGGGUGACAUGGAACUUUGAUGGAACGAAUUAUAGACGAUGCACACUGGCCACAGUAUUAGUAUUUUAACUAGUGUAGGUAAUCAAAUGAUUUCGAGUGCAAUUUUGAAUAAAUAAACACGAGUAAAUAUUUUCAAGGACUAACAAAAUUGCAUGAGCCCGUAGGGCGAGUGCAAUUUGUGGUCUUUGAAAAAAUUAACAUUUGCUUAUUUAUUCCAAACUUCACGAGAAAAGUCAUGUGAUUACGUAUUAAUAAUAUACAUGAAAAAAUACGAGAUAGCUUAUCAUAAUUAUGCAGAAGCAGAGCGCGCGCAUCAAGUGUAAGAAUAAUUAUUCAAGCCUGUGCAUUCGGUCAAAACAGCCGCGCACGAUGAAAACAGUAACAUACAAUGAUAUUUUCACAUCUAUAAGGCGCAAAAAUGUUCAAGAUCCGGCUAAACAGUCCAAGGAAUUAUUCAGUCUGUGUCCGAAUCACUUUCGAUGGAAUGGAAUCGUCGUUUGCAAGGUUUAAUCAUGUUUUUUUUUUUUAAUUUUGGCGUAGAAUCACUCGAGCUGGAUCGGCUCGUAAUUUUGAUUUCCUUGGCGAUUCCCUUCUCUAAACACCACUUUUUCCAAACCGACAACCAAAAAGCAGUGCUUUUUGUAGUGUCUUCGUUGUUAAAGCUGUUUUUCAGCAGUGGCGAAAGAAAAUCUACUUAAAACGCUGACCAUUGUUUCGCUCGUAAAUUUCCAUCGUAGCCAAAUGUUGCGUCAUCCAAGGCUCGCAUUUUAUUAGCUAUCAGUGAGUAUCUCUGAUUAUUGGUUUGUUACUUUCUUUGCACUGAAUUAACCCUCUUCUGCAUUGAAUUACCUGAAAACUGCAUUUAUAUUAACCAAUCAGAACUGAGUAAUUUUUUCAUGUAUAUUUAUUUAGUAUUUAAAUGUGGGUAUUAUUAGUAUUGGAUGUAGAUAGAUUCAAUCAUCAAUUUCUUGUUUUAAUUUAAUCAUGUAUUUGUAGUUUCAAUCCCGACGGUAAUUUUCUAUUACUUUUUACCUCUUAGACUUGACUAAGACACGACCACAUCAGCUAGACUGUAAUUUUUCGUGGAUAAAUAAGUACCUUCAUUAGUGUUUAGCACUUAUUUUACGAAGGCACGCCGAAUAUGAUGUGAUAAUUGGGCGUAACACUCUAAUAAGGAAACGUAACGUGAGGGCGUAAUCUGGUCCCAAGACAAAUAACUUCACAACAUUAUGUAGGCUCCGGGAAGAUUUUCACCGACGAAAAUAAGGGAUAUGAAUCGAGGAAAGAGAUGUCAUUCGAGUAGCUUAAGAAUACCUUGUCUGUUGGUCCUACGUCAGAUUUGAGUCUUUCUAUGAUGUUCUUGGAUGUCUGACGUUAGAAAAUUUAUUUACUUCUAAUCAGACAGUUUCUUUCCAUUAUUUUCCGAAGUUCACAAAAUGUUUUCAAGUCUGAAAUUCAGUUAAGGUGGUUAAAAGGAUUUGGAAGCUAUUCUAAAAUGAUAAAACCUAAGCUAAUGUAACUUAAGUCGAUUUAAGGUUCAAUUAAAUUUGCUGGCUCGCAGGUCUGCUUGAGCUUAGUUGAAUAAAGGUGGUAAAGUUCUAAGGAA